AUGGCGUCGGAUUCGAAGAGUUAUGUUAACUUGGGCGGCUAUCAAGUUCCGAAGACAGUGUUCGAUGGGCUGAGCCCCAUGGAGAGGCACAAACUGAUGAUGUCCCUGCGCUCUCUGCAGAAGACCAAAAUGGAAAGCGACCAGGGGAAGUACCUGGAUGACUACGACGUGCUGAAGAAAAAGUACCAGUUUGUGCACGACGCGGCCAGUGAAAAUAACUCCCUUCUGCAAAAGUACUACAAGAGCAUAUGCAACAAAUACGUCGUCUGCUAUUUGAGUGAAUACCAAGAGAAAAAGAUCGGCCUGAGGUGGAGGACGGAAGAUGAAAUUGUCAGCGGGAAGGGACACAUUAUUUGUUCCUCCAACGAUUGCGAGAACACGGAUUUGAAGACGUACGAAUUUCUGUUUCGGUAUGACGAGGGAGGAAUCCAGAAGGAGACGAAGGUGAAGCUCCGGGCCUGCAUGGAAUGCGCGUACAAGAUUAAUUACGGCGAAAUUAAAAAGUACCUCAAAAAAAAGUCCAAGCGAAAGCGAACGGAGAGCGGGAGGAAGAAGGACCAACCGGGGAGCAGCGAAAGUGGGAGGAGUAGCGGCGGUCGUAGGAAGAGUAGCGGCGGUCAUAGGAAGAGUAGCGGCGGACGUGGGAGAAACAGCAGCGAAAGUGAGAGCAGCAGCAGCGAAAGUGAGAGCAGCAGCAGCGAAAGAAAGAGCAGCAACAGCGAAAGUAAGAGCAGCAACAGCGAAAGAAAGAGCAGCAGCAGCGAACGUGAGAGUAACCGCAAACGUGGGAAUAGACGCUAGAUGGAGCCUCUCAUCUGCGCACACAAGGGGCGCGUCUACAACGAAAUUACCAAGCAGACAAAGCUUGCCAAAAAUAAAGACACACUGCAGAAGACCAAGUACCUGGACAUCUCCUCCAUCUCGGUCAUUAUCGACUGGCUAAACAGUCUCCAAUUAAGUAAAAAAAAUAUAAAUGAACAAAACAUUUACGAAGAGCUACAGAAUGGGCACUUAAUUUUAAGGCUAAUUCAGCUUUACAACCCCCAAGUGGAAAUUAAAGGUAUAUUUCCAAAAGCGAGAAAAAAAAAAUGUGCAAUCCAGAAUUUGGAAAAAGCUUUGUCAAUCAUUUAUGGAAAUAACCCAUAUUACUACUCCAUGGUUUCUUCGCUAGAUAUAUAUGAACAGAAAAAAAAAAAAAUUCAUAUAUUGUUAAUACAGCUUUUUAGCAAAUUCGAGUUCGCCAUUUUGACAAGAAUAGCAGGUCCCUUGUUAAACUGGUACAACCAAACACUUAGGAAAUUUCAGGUGCCCCUCCAUAGGGAGACACUGAGCAACCCCUUUGAUGUCACCCCGAGGGGACAUUACAAGGAGAAAGCACAUCUCAGAGGGGAUGACUCCCCAAAUGAGGAGGAACACAAAUCGGGGGACACCAAAUGGAAGGACUGCAUAUUGAAGAGCUUCGCAACAUAUGUCCUAUUUAAAGAUAAAGCGGAAGAAGCAGACAACUGCAUCCCUCACAUUGUUAACGAUUUUUCCGACUGCAUAAAAAUCUUUCUCAUAUUUUACAGAUAUGGUUACAUAACCCAAGAACAACUCAGACAUGCAAACAUAUUGGACAUACGAAAUAAAUACUUCUUUCUGCAGAAUUUGCUCAAAAAGUUGAAUAUUCCAAUUGUUUUGCAAAAUCAAUAUUUUAAUAAUCCCUGCGAAGUUGCAAUUCUUUUGCAGCUAAAAUUUAUUCAGUUCUUCAUUCGCAAAAAGUGA
This is a messenger RNA of Plasmodium cynomolgi strain B, 1764 nucleotides long. RefSeq lists its product as hypothetical. Bases 802 to 1764 code for a protein of 320 amino acids. Gene Ontology annotation, molecular function: protein binding. The transcript is spliced from 7 exons. The record is from RefSeq and is a predicted model, not a curated record. NCBI's taxonomy places the organism in Eukaryota, Apicomplexa, Aconoidasida, Haemosporida, Plasmodiidae.